This is a messenger RNA of Closterium sp. Naga37s-1, 2445 nucleotides long. NCBI's taxonomy places the organism in Eukaryota, Viridiplantae, Streptophyta, Zygnematophyceae, Desmidiales, Closteriaceae. The record is from the annotation of a GenBank genome assembly.
AUGGCCAGCGAAUCUGCAGCAGCGGCGGCUGAAGCGGUGAAAUCCAUGGAAAUCAGCGGAGGAGAGAAGCCUGAAUGCAACCGUCCGUCCCCUCUCCCCCCUCUCCCCUCUCCCUCCCCCUCUUUCCCCCGCCCCUUCCCCCACACGUUUCCCCCUACCUUCUUCAAACUCUCCUCCCUCUUACCUUUCCCUUCGCGCUCGCCUUCCCCUCUCCUGUUUUCUUCUCCCCGUCAGGGUCAGGAGGGCAGCGUGCGUGACCUGGUUGCUCAGCUCGUGGCGGAGUCGCUGGCAAAAACUUUUCCCGACCUGUCCGAUCUGGAGCCGCUGGUUACCACGUGUAACAACCCGAAGUUCGGGGACUACCAAUGCAACAACGCCAUGGGCAUCUGGUCGCGCAUCAAGGGGUCCACCACCGAGUUCAAGAACCCCAAUGCCAUCGGCCAGGCAAUUGCCAAAAACCUGCCGCCCUCCCCGAUGGUGGAAAAGACGAGCAUCGCCGGCCCGGGCUUCGUGAACAUCGUCCUUACUCAGGCAUGGCUGGAAGACCACGUGUCUGGCGUCUUGAAGGGCGCUGGCAUCGCUGCGUGGGCGCCGAAACUGCCCGUGGCGCGUGCACUGGUGGACUUUUCAUCUCUCUCCCUUCCUAACAACCAUACCCUUUCCGUCCCCAUAUCUCUACCCUCCCUCCUCCCCUCCCAGGCGAUUGCCAAGAACCUGCCGCCCUCCCCGAUGGUGGAAAAGACGAGCAUCGCUGGCCCGGGCUUCGUGAACAUCGUCUUAACGCAAGCCUGGCUGGAAGACCACGUGUCUGGCGUCUUGAAGGGCGCUGGCAUCGCUGCGUGGGCGCCGAAACUGCCCGUGGCGCGUGCAUUGGUGGACUUUUCAUCUCUCUCCCUUCCUAACAACCAUACCCUUUCCGUCCCCAUAUCUCUACCCUCCCUCCUCCCCUCCCAGGCGAUUGCCAAGAACCUGCCGCCCUCCCCGAUGGUGGAAAAGACGAGCAUCGCUGGCCCGGGCUUCGUGAACAUCGUCUUAACGCAAGCCUGGCUGGAAGACCACGUGUCUGGCGUCUUGAAGGGCGCUGGCAUCGCUGCGUGGGCUCCUAAACUGCCCGUGGCGCAAGCAGUGGUGGAUUUCUCGUCGCCCAACAUCGCCAAGGAGAUGCACGUGGGGCACCUCCGGUCCACCAUCAUUGGUGACACGCUGGCCAGGAUGCUCGAGUACUGCCACGUGGAGGUGCUCCGGAGGAACCAUGUCGGCGAUUGGGGCACCCAGUUCGGCAUGCUGAUAGAGUAUCUGUUUGACAAGUUCCCCGACUGGGAGACGGUGGGCGAGCAAGCCAUAGGCGACCUGCAGUUCGGCAUGCUGAUAGAGUAUCUAUUCGACAAGUUCCCCGACUGGGAAACCAUCGGCGAUCAGGCCAUCGGAGAUCUCCAAGUCUUUUACAAGGCGGCCAAGAAGCGCUUCGACGAGGAUGCAGAGUUCAAGGAGAGGGCGCAGAGGGCGGUGGUGAAGCUGCAGGGGGGGCGAGGAGGAGUACCGGCGAGUCGUUCUACAACUCGUGCAUCCCUGCAGCAUUGGAAAAGAUCAAGGCAGCUGGGCUGGUGGUGGAGAGGCGAGUCGUUCUACAACUCGCACAUCCCUGCCGCACUCGAGAAGCUCAAGGCAGCUGGGCUGGUGGUGGAGAGCGAAGGGGGGGGGAAAGAGUUUGGUACCUUUUUUUCUUCUUCUUCUCACUUUUCACCCACUCGUCCCUUCUCUCCCCACCAGGGCGACUUUCGAGGCGCCUCAAAAUUGGGCGAGUCGUUCUACAACUCGCGCAUCCCUGCAGCACUUGAGAAGCUCAAAGCAGCCGGGCUGGUGGUGGAGAGCGAGGGGGCGCAGUGCAUAUUCGUGGAGGGGCAUAAGGUGCCUCUGAUCGUUGUGAAGAGCGACGGAGGGUUUAACUACGCCACCACCGACCUUACCUGCCUGCUCUACUGCAUAGAGGAGGAGAAGGCGGAAUGGGUCGUAAAUGUCAUCCGUUUAUCGCAUAUAGGAGGAGAAGGCGGAGUAGGUCGUCCUAAUCAAGGACGUUACUUGUCUCUUCCUUUCCCAGGGCCCUUUCCUCCAUCCCCUUCCCCCACUCUCCCCUCAACCUCUCACCAACCUCCCUCACAGCCACCGCAUAGAGGAGGAGACAUGGCGGACUACCGCAUAGAGGAGGAGAAGGCGGAGUGGGUCGUCUACGUCACGGAUGUUGGGCAGUCGCAGCAUUUUGACAUGUUUUUCAAGUUUCUCAAGGUGAGCUCUGGGCUUGAACAAGUUUCUCAAGGCUUCUAUGCGGGCAUAGCCAAGAAGGGCAAGGCAGUAAAAGCAGAGGAGGGAGAAGAAGCAGAAAAGGCAGCACCCUCUAUUCGAGUGGACCGUGUGGGAUUCAAUAAAGCUGGUGCUGGGCGAGGAUGA